AGUGGUGCCUCUUGGACAGAAAACAUAACCGCCUAUAACUUUUAAGUACAAUAAGUGUGUAUUUACCAAAUCUUCGGGAUCUGGACUUUUCUUUCUGUUUUGAGCCUGAAAACUGAGCAGCCUUUCAUCCUGACAGCUGUCUUGUGUAAUAAGUCUGUCGCUCCAAGCUGUCUGCUGUCAUCCUCACUAACAGAGGACAAUGGACGCUACUAUCAGAUCCCCUGAUGCUGGGAAUGAUGUUGAUUACAGUUGGGAAGUUAAAGCCAAUGAUAGAAGCUUCUAUGAGAAAUUCAAGAAGAAAGGAUUUCUUUGUUUCCAUAGGAAUAAAUAUGCGGAUAAUACAAUUAAAACCUCCAAGUACAACCUGUUGACUUUCAUCCCUAAAAAUUUGUAUGAGCAAUACCAUCAGCUUCAUGUGAUCUACUUCACAGCUAUAUUCAUAAUUCAGAGCAUCCCACAGAUUAAAACCCAGCCAACAUUCAUUUAUGCCAUUGUUCUCUUAUCAAUUCUGAUAGCACGCAGUUUACGAGACUUGCUGGAUGACAUUAAGCGUCACAGGAAUGAUAACUUGAUUAACAACCAAUCUUGUGAGAUCUUCAGAGGGCAAAGCCUGCAAAACUUGAAGUGGAAAGAUAUACAAGUUGGUGACAUUGUGUGCUUACGAAAAGAUUCAUUUGUGCCAGCGGACAUGUUACUGUUGUACAGUACAGAACCAAAUAGUCUGUGUUAUGUAGAAACUACAGGCAUUGAUGGAGAGACUAACCUCAAGUAUCGUCAGUCCCUGGUGGAUACACACUGUGCCCUCCAUACUGAACAAGCUUUAGCAGAAUUUGAUGGUUUGAUAACCUGUGAAUUGCCAAAUGCCCGGUUACACAACUUUGUUGGAAUCUUGGACUGGAAAGGCAAAAAGUAUCCCCUCAGUAAUGACAACAUUCUCCUGAGAGACUGCAGAAUCCGCAACACUGCCACAUGUUAUGGCCUUGUAAUUUAUGCAGGAGUUGACACCAAAAUAAUGAAAAAUGCUGGUAAAGUAACAAUGAAGAGGACAAAUCUGGACAACAUACUCAAUAAAUGUGUGCUCAUAAUCGUGUUAAUAUUAGUUUCUGUGUCGUUUGGAUUGGCUGUUGGAGCUGGUGUCUGGAACACAUUGAUUAUGGGAAAGGUUUACUACAUACCUGGUUCUGGUCAGCUGCAAUCCCCUACUGUUGGAUUUUAUAUGUUUUGGGGAUACUUCACUACUAUGAGCACACUUGUACCUUUUGUUCUUUACAUCUCGCUGGAUUCCAUUCAUGUGAUCCACAAUGUUUUCAUCAGCCAAGACUUGGAAAUGUAUCACUCGGAAUCGGAUUCACCAGCCCAGGCACGAGGCAACAGCCUCUGUGACAUGUUGGCACAGAUAGAUUACAUCUUCACAGACAAGACAGGCACACUGACUCAAAAUGUCAUGAUGUUCAAAAAAUGCUGUAUUGGGCAGAGAGUUUUUGGCACUACUACAGGUAAAGAAGAAGAACACAAGGAGGUGAGCUUUGCUUGGAACCAGUAUGCGGACAAAGCAUUCCAGUAUUAUGAUCAGUCCUUAACUGAAGAACUUUGUAAGAAUGAAGAUCCUUUGUCCCGUGAGUUCUUUAGGGCAAUAGCUCUCUGCCAUACGGUAAUGCUGGAUAACACCAACGAAGGAGCCUUAAUAUACAAAUCUGCUUCUCCUGACGAACAGGCCUUAGUCACUGCAGCCAGAAAUUUUGGUUAUGUUUUUCUCUCUCGCACUCAGCAGUCUAUUACAAUCAGUGAACUUGGUACAGAAAAAACAUACAAUAUCCUGUCACUGAUGGACUUUAAUAGUGUUCGCAAGAGGAUGUCUAUAUUAGUAAGAGAUGAAGAAGGAAAGAUAAAACUUUACACUAAAGGGGCAGACAGUGUCAUACUACGACGUCUACAUCCCAGCUGUGAGACUGAUUUCCUCAUGAAUGCCUUAGAUGAAUUUACUGAAGAGACACUUAGAACUCUUUGUUUAGCCUAUAAGGAAUUGGAAGAACAUGAUUAUAAGGCAUGGGAGUUAACUUAUAAUGAGGCCUCUUUGACACUUCGGAAUCGUGCAGAUCACUUGGACAAAGUUUAUGAGGCUAUGGAGACUGACCUACAGCUACUUGGUGCCACUGCAAUUGAAGAUAAGUUACAGAAUGGUGUUUCAGAAACAAUCCAGCUCUUGAAAGAUGGGAAUAUCAAGAUUUGGAUGCUGACAGGAGAUAAGCCAGAGACUGCCGUGAACAUAGCAUAUUCCUGUAAGCUUCUUUCCAGUGACAUGGAGAUUGUUGAAGAGAGUGAGUUAAGAUGUCUUCUGGAAAGUGGCAUAGAUUGUAAGAACCAGUCAGGAGAGAGAAAUUCCAAAAUAUGCGGAGAUUUAAGCAACAAUAAAGCAUUGGUUAUUACAGGAGACUUCUUGGACACAUUCAUGAACUUUUCUGAUAAAAAGGCUCUAAAGAUGUCCAAAUGGAAACAUUUGGAAGGGUUUCUAAAAAGAAAGAAGAUAACAGAUCUUCACACACAUUUGAGAACACAAGCAUUCGUGGAAUUGGCAUGUCAGUAUCAAACUGUCAUUUGCAGUAGGGUGACUCCGAAACAAAAAGCCAGCAUUGUGGGACUGGUGAAGACAAACCAGAAGGUCACCACUCUUGCUAUUGGAGAUGGUGGCAAUGAUGUGAACAUGCUAAAAACUGCUCAUAUUGGUGUGGGUAUCAUGGGAAAAGAAGGUGUCCAAGCUGUUCUCGCUAGUGAUUUUGCAUUGGCUCAAUUUUCUUAUCUUCAAAAUUUGCUUUUUUUUCAUGGACGUUUAUCCUAUAUCCGUUUUUCUAAGUUUCUGAGCUUUUACAACUUCAAGACAUUUGCCAGUCUCUUGCACAACGCUUGGUUUGCAUUCUUCAAUGGCUUCUCUGCUCUGUUAGUAAGUGAUAUCAUGUUCCUGGUUUUCAAUGCCUUCGCCUACACUUUGCUCCCAUCACUUUACAUGGGGAUUAUGGACAAGGAUGUGGAUAGUAAGACUAGUCGUCAGCAUCCAGAACUGUACAUCACAGUACAGAAGGACAAGAAUCUUUUGCUUAGGAUCAUCAUUCAUAUCAUAUAUGGGAUCUACACUUCUUUGAUUAUGUUCUUCAUUCCUUAUUUUGCCUUCUAUGACUCUGCUGGACCUGGUGGCAUAUUUGAUUAUCAUGUUUUAGUGUUUACCAUGAAUAACAUCUACGUUCUAUCUGUUCUGGCUGAGGCUGUGCUAGUGAUUUCCUCAUGGACAGUUGCUGCAUUCCUGGCUAUUGUGAUUUCCCUCAUCAACUAUUUUUUUAUCUCAUUUUUAACUACAACUGCAUCAGCAUAUUUUUCCAACAUGACAUACUUCAAGUACCUGGGUGCCAUGCUGAAUUCCAUAAAUAAUGGGUAUUUGUGCCUUAUAUUAUUGUUGGCUGUAACUUUAAGCAUCAUCCCCUCGCUUUUCUGUCGCCUGUGGUGUAAGUUAUCAGUUCCUACACUGAUGCAAUCGAUUCCUUCAAGAAAGAAGACUGUAGAAUUACAUUCUGCCUUCAGGAGGGACAGUUCAAAAAGGUCCAGUUAUGCUUUUUCUCAUACUGAGGGAUAUGGAAGGAUUAUAACUAAAGGCGGCUUUUUGCAAAAGACUCAUAUUCAGCAGAAAGACCAGGAGAAGAGUUGUAUGAAUAAUGGAAAGUAAAUACACAGUGCCAUAUUAUCCUGUCUUCACCAUGCUGCAUUCAUGAUUUUCUAUGACUAUAAUAAAGGUUGCUUUUCUUUCAUUCUAUAUAGAAAGUAAAAAAAUAAUAAUA
Molecule: messenger RNA, 3824 nt
Organism: Pseudophryne corroboree (corroboree frog)
Lineage: Eukaryota; Metazoa; Chordata; Amphibia; Anura; Myobatrachidae
Product: phospholipid-transporting ATPase IK-like
Exons: 28
Coding region: 200-3712 (1170 amino acids)
Biological process (GO): phospholipid translocation; Golgi organization
Cellular component (GO): trans-Golgi network; plasma membrane
Molecular function (GO): ATPase-coupled intramembrane lipid carrier activity; magnesium ion binding; ATP hydrolysis activity
Source: RefSeq, a predicted model, not a curated record